CCUUCAUCCUUCCAUCCACUUAGACUUAAUCCACUGACAAAACCCUAGCUCGUUCCCCACGCUCGCCUUAAACCUCACCCUGCCACCGGCCGCCGUCGCGAAUUCGCAACAGUAGAAGGCGAAGCAUCGAAGCGGCGGCGCGGCGACCAUGGCGGAGCUAAAGCGGCUGUCGGAGAGCCGCGACCUGACGCGGAUCGAGCGCAUCGGCGCGCACUCCCAUAUCCGGGGGCUGGGGCUGGACUCCUCCCUCGAGGCCCGCGACGCCUCGGAGGGCAUGGUCGGGCAGCUCCCGGCGCGCCGCGCUGCGGGGCUCAUCCUCCAGCUCAUCCGCCAGGGGAAGAUCGCCGGCCGCGCCGUCCUCCUCGCGGGCCAGCCCGGCACCGGCAAGACUGCGCUCGCCAUGGGCAUCGCCAAGUCGCUCGGUGCCGAGACGCCCUUCGCCUCCGUCGCCGCGUCCGAGCUCUUCUCCCUCGACCUCUCCAAGACCGAGGCGCUCACGCAGGCCUUCCGCCGCGCCAUCGGCGUCCGCAUCAAGGAGGAGGCCGAGAUCAUAGAGGGCGAGGUCGUCGAGAUCUCCAUCGACCGCCCAUUAUCCGCCGCCGCCGGCUCGGCCGCGCCGUCCGGUGCUACUGCGCCCGGCAAGACUGGGCGCCUCACGCUCAAGACCACGGACAUGGAGACGGUGUACGAACUUGGGGGAAAGAUGAUUGAGGCUCUUGGGAAAGAGAAGGUGCAGAGCGGUGAUGUGGUUGCACUUGACAAGGCGUCCGGGAAGGUUACAAAGCUUGGCCGCUCCGUUGGUAGGUCGCGGGAUUACGAUGCUGUUGGCCCGCACACCAAGUUUGUCAAGUGUCCUGAGGGUGAACUCCAGAAGCGCAAGGAGGUCGUGCAUUGUGUCACCUUACACGAGAUUGAUGUCAUCAAUAGCAGGACACAGGGUUUUCUUGCAUUGUUUACUGGUGAUACUGGUGAAAUUCGUGCAGAGGUCCGAGAGCAGAUUGACACAAAAGUUGCGGAGUGGAGAGAGGAAGGGAAGGCUGAGAUUGUUCCUGGCGUUCUGUUUAUUGAUGAAGUACACAUGCUGGAUAUUGAAUGCUUCUCCUUCCUAAACCGGGCAUUGGAAAACGAUAUGGCUCCAAUCCUAGUCAUUGCGACGAACCGAGGGAUCACAUCCAUCCGGGGGACAAACUACCGGUCACCACAUGGGAUACCACCAGACUUCCUCGAUCGCCUCUUGAUCAUCACGACGCAGCCCUACACAGAGGAUGAUAUCCGCAAGAUCCUGGACAUCAGGUGCGACGAGGAGGAUGUGGAGAUGUCUGCAGACGCCAAGGUCCUGCUCACGAAGAUUGGCGUGGAGACCUCCCUUAGGUACGCUAUCCACCUGAUCACCUCUGCAGCCCUAGCCUGCCAAAAGCGCAAGGGCAAGGUGGUGGAGAUGGAGGAUAUUAGCCGGGUGUACCAGCUCUUUCUGGACGUGAAGAGAUCGACGCAGUACCUGAUGGAGUACCAGAGCCAGUACAUGUUCAAUGAAGUUCCAGGGGAAGCAGAUGGAAAUGAUGCCAUGCAGUCGUAAAGUGGGUUGGUAUGUACUGGCUGGUGUACUUUGGAUGCUUAGUUCCUCGUUUAGAUCGAUGUUACCCUGACGGGUGGUGGAUGCAGACUAGCUGCUGUAGGUGACUUUACAGUUCGAUAUGUUCUUAUCAAAUUUCAUCCCAGCUGGGAUUAAUGAUUCAUUUGGAUUAUGCUACCUAUCUC
Panicum hallii is the source of this 1758-nucleotide messenger RNA. RefSeq names its product ruvB-like 2. Lineage: Eukaryota; Viridiplantae; Streptophyta; Magnoliopsida; Poales; Poaceae. Gene Ontology annotation, molecular function: DNA helicase activity; ATP binding; ATP hydrolysis activity. The record is from RefSeq and is a predicted model, not a curated record. The coding region runs from base 149 to 1576 and encodes 475 amino acids. Gene Ontology annotation, biological process: chromatin remodeling; regulation of transcription by RNA polymerase II; box C/D snoRNP assembly. Gene Ontology annotation, cellular component: Swr1 complex; Ino80 complex; R2TP complex. The transcript is spliced from 2 exons.